AUGUCAAAUUUAGAUCUUCCAACAAGCUUGAGCUACUUCAGAAAGUCUCCUGCCAAGCAAUACAUACUUCAAUAUGAAAGUCCCACUAAGGUAGGUUAAAGAGAUACAUACUACUCAAAGAGCCCACUUACUGCAGAAGCUCGUCAAUUGAACAACUACUACGAUUUAAAGAAUACUAUGGAGCUAAGAUACUAAGGUGACCUUGACAAGUGGAAAUCUAGAGCUCAAGAAUCUGAGUUGCGUAAAGACAUCCUCGAAAAGGAAAAUCUCCGUCUCAUCGAAGAACUCAACUUCUGGAAAACCAAGAACUAUACCGCUGAAAGAGAAAAGGAUUUGGAGGUUUAAUUGAAAGAUUAAUUGGCAAAGAGCUAAGCCGAUAUCUUAAGAAGAAGUGUUGAUGUAUAAUAGGAUCUUUUAUAGGUUGAAAUCGAAUCUUUAAGAAAUCAAUUGCACGAAAAGAUGAAAGAAGUUGAUGAAUGGAAAUCUCUUUACUUCAACCAAGAACUCAGAGUUUCUGGAGUCAAGCAAACUAGCGAAUAACAAUUAAGAAUCUAUGAAGCUUAACUCAAUAACAUCCUUAAAGAUAUUCAAUCAAAAAUUGACGAAGCUGACGACCUCCACAGAAGAAAUUCAACCUUGUUAACUGUCCCUUCCAAAUUAGCCUCUGCCAAGAAGGAAGUCAAGGAUAUCAGAAGCUUGCUUGACAUGAAGUAUGAUGAAAGCGAAAAACUUAAGUAAGACAUGACUAAAUCAUAAAUUGAAAAUUACAGCAUAAGAAAGAAUGAGUUAAAGCUUAGAGAAUAAGAACAAAACUUGUUAGCCUAGAUUGAAACAAUUUAAAAGAAAAUCGAAAACACCCAUGAACUCAAGAAUCUUGAAGAAUAAUAAGCUGAUAGAGAACACAACGAAAUGCUCGAAAAGCUCAAGGACGAUCACCAAAGAGCUAAGGAAGCCCUCGAUGCAAAGAAACUCACCUAUUCUUAACUUAUUGUUGAAAAGGAAAAGAAUCUUGAUGAUUUAAGAUCAAACUUAGAAGAUGUCAAGAGAAGAAUCAAUAAAACUCGUGAAAGAGAACUCAGUAAUAAGAAGGAAGCUAACGACUGGAGAGUUAGACAAAAAUCAAUUGAUAUUUUGAAAGAAGAAGAAGUCAAAAAAAUCCACCAAGAAAGAGAAAAGAGUAUUGAAGUCUUAAAGAACUCCCAUCACAGUGAACGUGAAGUACUUGAAGGUCGCAUUAACCACUUGCGCAGUGAUUUAAAUCAAAAGGAAGAACGUAUUCGUGAUACCAGUAACAACUUAGCUCGUUCUCGUCUUGCUAGAAACAAUGCUGAAAUUGAAAAGCGUGCUUUAGAAGCUGAUAUUGAAAGAAAAAGACUCCUCGCUGAAGAAGCUGAGAGAAAGAGACUACUUGAAUUAGAAGUUUAAGAAUAAAUCCACAAGAGAGAUAUUGAUGUACUCAGAAACUCUCACAAUUUCGAAAAGCAAAAGCUUGAAGAAUAAGAAAAGACCUUGAACUAUGUUCUAGAUGCUAAAUAAAAAGAAGCCUUAGAACAAAAGGAACGUGCCAGAAACUACUUAAUAUCUGCUAGUGAAGCUGAAAGAAAGGAACGUGAAAAAUCUAUUGAAGCUGAACUUUGGAAGAAUACCUACACCAGAACUGAACGUGAAAAAUCUAUUGAAGUAGAAGUUGCUAAAGAUUUAAGACGCUCUCAAAUUGAAGCCUUGAAGCGCUCUCAUGAUUACGAAAUGAUCCAAUAGGAAAGAAACACUGCAGUCUUACGUAACGUUUUAGAUUCUAAGCAAUACGAAGUCAGAAAUCUCCGUGAUUCUCACUCCAACAUCGUCCACGAAUUGAUCAAUACUUCUUAAGAUGCCAAGAGAGCCAACCUCGAAGCUCAAAUAUGGCGCAAUCAUGCUAACAGUCAAGAAAGAGAUAGACAUACUGCCUUAAUCACUAGGGAUAUUGUCUAAUCCCAAGAACUCGACUCUCUUAGAAGAUCUUAACUAGCUGAAAGUCAAUACUUAAGACAAGAAAUCAACAAUCUUGCUAAUGUUAUUGACCAUAAGGCUAGAGAAGCAGCUGACUGGAGAGAAAACUACAACCGUCUCUACAAUUCCCAAUACAGACGUUGA
Tetrahymena thermophila SB210 is the source of this 2133-nucleotide messenger RNA. Its product is annotated as tetrin A. Lineage: Eukaryota; Ciliophora; Oligohymenophorea; Hymenostomatida; Tetrahymenidae. The record is from RefSeq and is a predicted model, not a curated record. The transcript has 4 exons.